Molecule: messenger RNA, 816 nt
Organism: Ylistrum balloti
Lineage: Eukaryota; Metazoa; Mollusca; Bivalvia; Pectinida; Pectinidae
Exons: 5
Coding region: 1-816 (271 amino acids)
Source: RefSeq, a predicted model, not a curated record
AUGAACUUCAUAAGGGAUCUAUGGAUUGUUUUUUUUAUAUUACCUGCCGCGAAGCUUCAAGCCGUGGUACCACUUCACGAGAAAAACCCACCCUUGUACAGAGAAUUGUUCUCUAUUGAUAUGUCCACUGUCUAUCAGUGUAUGGAGCUUUGCUGGGCAUACAAGAUCUGUAAGACUCUUUCAUACUGUAAAUCAACAAGGAGGUGUUUUCUACACAACUUCCCUAUCAGUCACCGCAGUGUCAUAAGACUCCUAUCGGGUUGUGUUGUUUUGACAAGACAACGAUUACCACAGUUGAUUCAUGGUCAUUGUCAAGAUCAUGCCUGCGAUGUUGACGAGAUGUGUGUUUCAGCUCCGAUAGGAUACACUUGUGUUAAACAUGAGCUGUCCACUGUCAACUGUCCUGAAUAUCCCGCGCAGUAUCACGGCACAUGUGUCAUGCCGGUUUUCCAGAGAACAACAUGGGAUGAGGCUGAGAAUCGAUGCCAAGACGGGGCGACGUUAGUGGAAAUUUUCUCCUAUGAGUUCCAUCUUCUUGUAACUUCUCUAGCGACCUCCUCAUGCUGGAUCAAUUCUUGUGACCAACCAAAAAGAUACUGGCUUGGUCUAAGGUACUCGAUUGAGCAGUCGGCUUUCGUUUGGAACUCCUCGGGAAAGAUUCUCAGGUCAACAGACUUCCAUAUGUUCCUCGACUUUCCUUCAAACAUUACUAGUAAACUAUGCGUCGGAAUGUCUGAAAUUGUGCGAGGAAUUGGGCUUAGCUGGUCCCUACUGGAUUGUGAGGAUGAAAACUUCAUCAUGUGCCAAGACAUGUAA